Messenger RNA from Porites lobata, 3904 nucleotides. The record is from the annotation of a GenBank genome assembly. Lineage: Eukaryota; Metazoa; Cnidaria; Anthozoa; Scleractinia; Poritidae.
AUGGAGGCUUUGUAUGCGAUUCCCUUUCAUGUUUUAGAAGUACCAAAUCUAAAAUUAAAGAAGCCAGGAUGGGUAAAAGCUCCGUCAGCCAUGGUUGUCUUUGCCUUUGUUCUCCUUUCGUAUUUUUUAGUCACUGGAGGUAAGUAUGUUUCUUUUUUUAUUGCUUUGCCUCGAAGAACUGAUCAGUCUGAGCUGAGCUUAUUACGUGUACAGUGAGAAAUACAAAUUUCGACAACUGUAGCGUAUUUUUAAGCUAAUUCUUUUUAUUCCAGUUGAAACUGGUGUGUCAACAAUCUUCAGUGACGAAUCGUUCAUAUUGAAAUUGUAAGGAAUAAUUCUUUGCAGUAUCAAUAGUAUCAUUUUCAAGUAUCAAUAUGAUUAAAUAUUACUGAUUUUAAACAAUGAUUGUUUAAAAUCAAUAUUAAAGGUGAUGCUGCUCCCAGAACCCCCCAACUUUCCCUUUUCACCUUAAGGAUUUAAGUUUCUAUAACUUUUAAACAAUCAAUUGGUAAGUUUGAGAAAAGUCUCACAACAGGUUUUAUCGUAGAGAAAUAAAACAAAACUCUUAAAAAUAUAUUCAUACAUAUUUUUCAUAUCAUAUGGAUUAACACCGGACAUAGCUAAUUGAUCGAAAUAAAUCAUCGGAAAGCUAAUUGUUUAAUGAAUUAUACUUGAUAAAGCUCAAUAUUUGUUAAUUGAUUAGUCAAUUUAAUCAAUUAAAAUCAAUAAUCACUAAUUUCUUACUUCAUUGAUGAAAGUUUAUGGUCAAAAAAUGUGAGCCAUAUAAACAUCUCUUAAGGAAAAUGAUGAAAGCUGUUCCUUAGCAGCACAUUGAAAACAACAAGUGCAUAGCAAGGAGUUGUUGGCCUAAGGAAUUUAAGAAGGGCAAUCGGAUCUCUGCAACAAAAUGAACAUAAUAAACUGGAAACAGAAUUUAGAUGAAAAGAAAUUGCCAGGAGUUUUCUCCAGUGAUAUGUCCAAAGCAUUUGAUUCACAUCAUUCCCCUUUAUUGAUUGCCAAAUUGAGACCUUUUUAUGGCUUUUCAGAUGAAUUACUAGGUUUGAUACAGUCAUAUUUUUGUGAAAGAAAGUGCAGGGUAAGAAUCGAUCCAGAAACAACCAGUGAGUGGUAUGAAACAACAAGGGGUUGCCCGCAAGGAUCUUUCUUUGGACCACUCUUAUGCAAUGUAUUUCAAAAUGAUUUGCAUUACCUGGUGAAAAACUGAACUUUAUUCAUGUGCGCCGGUGACCAUCAAUGAAAUUUGUCACAUACUGCUGAAACAAUUAAAGAGGUAGAACAAAAAAAAAAAUUGAAUGAAGAAUAGUUGCAAAGCGUCCCAGUGGUAUGACAAAAAUGUUCGAAAGGUAAUUUCUCCAAAUGUCAGACCAUAAGCUUUGGCUCAAAAUAAAAGAACAAGGAAUUGAAAGUCAAAAUGCUGAGCUACUGAAGAAGUACAAAAACCAGAGCUAAAGCUGCUAGGCAUUUCUGUGGAUGAACAAUUAAGAUUUACGACUUACACAAGCAACAUUAGCAAGAAAGGUGCAAGUCUUUUUGGCAUGAUGUCUAAAUUACGGAAAUUAAUACCUACAUCAGCAAAUUGCAAAUUGACAAAUCUGCAGUAUUGCCACAUCUCACUGCCAAUUGAUGCCAGACACCAGAAAGUUAGAAAACCUUCAAGAAAGAGCACUAUGUGCUGUCUGUUGGAACAAAAGAAUUAUUACGUUUGGCUGAUUUGCCUACUUUACAAGAAAAGGCCUCAGAUAUGCAUAAAUUAAAGUUAACAAUAACUUAUCACCUCCUUGUAUAGUGGAUCCUUUCAAACUGAAUAAUAGUGGUUACCACCUUAGAAACUCUGAUUUUAUUAUACCUCCAUUUAACUUCAGUAGCAUCUAGCAAACAUAGCCUGCGCUAUCUGGGCCCUACAAUCUGAUUGAACAGCUACAUUAGAUCAUCCAAAACUUUGUCAAUUUUUAAAAAGGGAUUAAGUAUGCAAAUAUUAGUAGCCUCAUCGACCAUGACUGUGACAUUGUUAUCUUUGUGGAAACUUUUUGCUAUCAACAUUUUAACCAUUUCAAAAUCAGCAUUUUAUACUUAUAUUUAAUGUUUAAAAUUAAGCCAUUUGAGCUCCACUGAUAAGCAUUGUAUUGUGAUUUAUACAGCAGACUGUAAAGUGGAGAUAACUUGGAAUCAGUCAGUAAUGAGCUUUAAUGUAAUUCAGCAGUACCAAGUAAAGCAGGAUUACACAUUCACAAAUUCAAUAGUGGAAUGAAUUGCCUUGAUGUAAAUUUUCUUUGGAACCAAAUGCCAAUAUCUUGGCUAUCAAAAAGAACUGAAUGUAAAUACAAGAAAAGCAUAUCGAUGCCUUGUGAUGUUAUUUUUGUAGGAAUCAUAUAUGAUGUCAUUGUUGAGCCUCCAAGUGUGGGAAGUACAACAGAUGAAUUUGGUCACAGUAAACCAGUAAGUCUACAAUUCUUCUCUCUUCAAUAUAACAUACCUCAGUUUUCUUUUGGACUACCUGUUUUACUGACAGUUUGAAAGCAAACAUUCGUAGGAGGGCUUUUUUUCCUAACGCUUUCAUACAAAUUAUGGCAAUCAAGUUUUCAUCCUUUGAAUACCAACCCAAACACACCCUAGCAACCAGCAGCCCUGUUGGUUUUUUUCACGAAAAUGUAUUUUUCACAACUUAAAAACUUAAAUGCUUAUAACUUCUCUUUUGGUGUAAUUCUUGCCUUAAACAAGUGAAUACAGUAAAAAUGUAAGUGUAGUCACAAUUACCAUGGCAGCUUCUUUCAAUACUUCACAACACAUCAUCAACUUGUGAUGUAACUUUUGAUAACUUCCUUAACAAAACAUUCAGGUCAGGAGUUAAAAUUAUUCCCUCUCGGACCCUUUCAAACAACCAUGGACAAAAACCACGAGCAACCGAAAGAUAUUUGACCUUGUAAGAAAGAAUGUCAGUUUUGUAUCAACAAAGCAUUUUCAACUACACUAGAUGAAUUUAUGUUUAUGUUUUGUUCUGAAGUUUCGUUCGUACCUCUCUCUUCGCACUUAAGUAACUUAUCACACUUAAAUGGUGCCUUUAUCGUGCUUAAAUGGCACCUUCGUCAUACUUGUAUGGUGCCUCAAGGACAAAGGCAUGAUGCUCAAUAAUCAAGCUUAGAUGCAUGAUUAACAUCAUGCAUCGGCAAUUUGGUGCGUUAAAAAAAACGUUCUAAUGCUUAAAAGGUGUUUUUAUGUUUGUUAUAUGUGCAUCUCUAGAUGCUUUGUCUAUUCUGGUCAAUACAGUUUUAUUGUAAAGGUAGGUGGGAUGGAAACGUUAUAGUUUUUAGUGAAAAAUGGAGCAAAUUGGUGUCUUUUAACUACACUUCAUUUUGUUCAUAACGAAUUUAUUUCUUUAAAUCAAAGCUUUAUGCAGAAAAUCCCAGGGUGGGCUGCCAGAAAAUAUGUACUCGUUGUUCUGCACAUUGAUUGCACAGCAACUGUGCAAAAAAUCAAGUUCCUAUACAUGAGUUUAGAGGAACCAUAAGACUAAAUGUAGCGUUACAUUAUUUUUUACAAAAAAGUGGUCACCAACAUCGUGCGCAAGGCAAAAAGUGAUCAUUCACAUUAUUAUGCAAGAAUAAUGUUUCAUAAUCAUAUUUUCGUGACUGUUAUAACUCUAUUUUGUGUUUUUCAUCUACAGGUUGCCUUCAUGCCAUACCGUGUAAAUGGUCAGUACAUCAUGGAGGGUUUGGCAUCAAGUUUUCUUUUCUCCAUGGGCGGAUUGGGCUUCAUUAUCUUGGAUAAAUCCAAUGCUGUUGGCAUGUCUAAACUAAACAGAUUUCUUCUGCUCUUCCUGGGUUUUGUGUGCGUCUUAGUGUCUUUCUUUACAUGUCGUGUGUUCAUGAGGAUGAAGCUUCCGUGA